UGUUGAUGUUUUGACAGGAGCACCCUGUGUUGUUGUGUGUUCGAACCCCCCAGACAUGUUGAACUCACUGCGGGUUGUGUGCUCAGCCCGAGCUCUGGUGAGGACGAGCCGGGUUUCUGCUGCGGGUCCGGGACACAGUUUGUCCACAUGGCUCUGCAGCACGGACACCAGAGCCCCGGUGAAGGACAGAGGACUGAGUUACCACACGAAUCCACCUCAUUCACAGAGGAACUUCUGCACGCGUCAGGUCGAGCUGAACUGCUGGAAGUGUCAGCAGCCUCGAGGCAAAGCUCCUUCGUUCUUCUGCAUGUCAUGUGAAGCGGUGCAGCCCCCAGAAGAAGGGAUGUCUUACUUCGAGAUCAUGGCUUGCGACCACACUUUCACUGUGGAUGCACAAAAGCUGCAGAGAAGAUACCUGCAGCUCCAGAGGGCCCUGCAUCCAGACAACUUCUGCCAGAAGUCUGUGACGGAGCAGGAGUUUUCAGAAAGCCAAUCGUCUCUCGUGAACAAAGCUUACACAACUCUGCUUAAGCCUUUGAGUCGUGGCCUUUAUAUGAUUAUUGACAUGCAUUUAGAGGAGCCUGAUGAACUCCCACCCCCUAUGUUUCAGCUGGAGCUGCAGGGGAUGCGUAUAGAGGAGGGCACCGACUCUGGGGCUGAUUCUGAGUUUCUGUUGGAGCUGAUGGAGAUCAAUGAAGCUCUUGAUGAGGCACGGACUCCAGAGGAAGCCAAUAAGAUCGGCCAAGACACGAAAGGGAAACUGGCAGACUUGACAGAGCGGAUAGACGCUGCCCUUCGUAAAGCGGAGCUCCAGACUGCCAGAGCUCUUCUCUCCCAAAUGAAAUACCACGCAAACAUCGCAGAGAAAGUGAAGGAGAAACUUCGGGAAUUCAUGUAAUUUCUACCCUAUAUUAAACAUUGUUUUAUAUUUUUAGUCACUUUUGUACAGAAUGCACAGAUCGUUGUGUGUAUAUAUAUAUAUAUAUAUAUAUACCUGAGAUUAUGUAAAGUGAUUAUUUAAGUUAAAUUAAAACACC
This is a messenger RNA of Paralichthys olivaceus (Japanese flounder), 1037 nucleotides long. RefSeq names its product HscB mitochondrial iron-sulfur cluster cochaperone (gene hscb). The record is from RefSeq and is a predicted model, not a curated record. Lineage: Eukaryota; Metazoa; Chordata; Actinopteri; Pleuronectiformes; Paralichthyidae. Gene Ontology annotation, molecular function: ATPase activator activity; protein-folding chaperone binding. Gene Ontology annotation, cellular component: mitochondrion. Gene Ontology annotation, biological process: protein complex oligomerization; [2Fe-2S] cluster assembly.